Molecule: messenger RNA, 213 nt
Organism: Rotaria sp. Silwood1
Lineage: Eukaryota; Metazoa; Rotifera; Eurotatoria; Philodinida; Philodinidae
Source: the annotation of a GenBank genome assembly
AUGGACAGUAAUGGUUCUCAACAUUUGGCUAAUGCAUUACGAAAUAAUAAAACACUAGCUACACUUAAUCUUGGCCUGAACAAAAUUGGUGAUGAUGGAGUUCAGUAUCUAGCUGAAGCAUUACGCAAUAACUAUGUGAUAUAUAAUUCAAUAACAUCUGUCUCGUACACUCGUUAUGCUGAAUCUUCAAUGGAAUCAAAUUACAUUCAAUAA